Messenger RNA from Aphis gossypii (cotton aphid), 808 nucleotides. RefSeq names its product dolichol-phosphate mannosyltransferase subunit 3 (gene Dpm3). Gene Ontology annotation, biological process: GPI anchor biosynthetic process. The record is from RefSeq and is a predicted model, not a curated record. Gene Ontology annotation, cellular component: dolichol-phosphate-mannose synthase complex; endoplasmic reticulum membrane. The transcript is spliced from 3 exons. The coding region runs from base 333 to 614 and encodes 93 amino acids. Lineage: Eukaryota; Metazoa; Arthropoda; Insecta; Hemiptera; Aphididae.
UUAGGUAAGGUCAUAAAUAUUCAAUUCACAAUAUCAUCGGGUUUCGGUCUUAUACUCUUAUCACGGAACUAUGCCCUUAUCUAUAUUCUAUGAGGCGACAAGAUUAUAGUGCACCGUGCACGUCGCACAAUAACAAUUUUAUAAUACAUCUUUAAAAUUUAAAUUUCUCAGUAUUGCUUGAACUUGACUAAUUCAUUUAUUCAAUUAUUAUACAAAGUGCCAUUUUAGUAUAGUGGAUGCUAAUUAAAAACCUUAUAGUUGUAAAUAUUUACUUUUAUUGUAAUAUUUCCAUUAGUGUAGAAAACUUAGGAGUGAUCGCGAAAGGAUAAAAAAUGAAAAAAUUAACGCAAUGGGUUGUUGGUGUAAAUAUACUAUCUAUAUUAUGGUUAAGUCUUCUUUUUCAUCAGUACGAUAAUAAAAUUUCCAAGGAACGUUUCAUGGUCAUACAAUUUCUACCAAUUAUUUUAUUGAUUUGUUUUGGUGUGUUUGCAUUGGCAGUUAUAUUAUAUCGAGUGGCUACUUUCAAUGAUUGUAAAUCGGCUGCAGAGGAAUUACAGGCGGAAAUAAAAGAAGCAAGAACAGCCCUAAGAAAAAAAGGAUUCAAAUUCGAUUAAUUAUUUAUUUGUAUAUAUAUAUAUAUUUACUUGCAACAACGAAGAUAACAUUCCACAUAAACAAUGUUUAUGGCUAAAAUGUAAUUUUACAUACAUUAUUUCAGUCUCUGAAAUAAAAAUUUCUUUUUUGUAAAUACAUAAACAUACAUUAAAUAUUAAAUAAUAAAAAAAAAUAAAUUAUUAUAUGAUUAAUA